CGACUACACAUGCUAAGCUAAUAUGCUACACGCCCUGAGGACGACUUCGCUUGUGGGCUUCAUUACGACGGAGAGAAUCUAGGUGUUUCUUCAAGACCUUGAUAUUAAACUCAUUGAAGAUGCCUGUCCUGUGCAGUGGCUGUGUGGAGAGACGUGCUGUGUUGAAGCGCCCGAAGACGGGCCACUCGCUGUGUAAAGAGUGCUUCUUCUGGGCCUUUGAGGAGGAGGUCCAUCAGACCAUCGCGGCAGCAAAGCUCUUCAGUCCCGGUGAAACUGUCGGAAUCGCUGCUUCAGGUGGAAAGGACUCCACGGUGCUGGCUCACGUAAUGAAGCUCCUGAAUGAGAGGUACAGCUAUGGCCUUCAGCUUUCACUGUUGUCUGUGGAUGAGGGCAUCACUGGUUACAGAGACGACUCUUUGGAGACAGUGAAGAGGAACCAGCAGCAGUAUGAGCUGCCACUGAAGAUUGUGUCUUAUGAGGAGCUGUACGGCUGGACCAUGGACGCCAUAGUGAAGCAGGUGGGCCUGAAAAACAACUGCACUUUCUGUGGAGUGUUCAGAAGACAGGCACUGGACAGAGGAGCCAUCAUGCUGAAAGUGGACAAGAUAUGUACAGGUCACAAUGCUGACGACGUGGCUGAAACCGUUCUGAUGAACAUCUUACGCGGUGACAUCGCUCGUCUGCGCCGCUGCACUGCCAUCUCCACAUACAGCGAGGGUGAUGGUGUAGUGCCGCGCUGCAAGCCACUCAAAUAUGCAUAUGAAAAAGAAAUAGUUCUUUAUGCGUAUUUUAAAAAGUUGGACUACUUUUCUACUGAAUGCAUCUAUUCUCCAAACGCCUAUCGCGGCCAUGCAAGAACCUUCUUAAAGGACCUGGAGAGCAUUCGGCCCAGCUCCAUCAUAGACAUUAUACACUCUGGGGAGAACCUGUCUGUGCGGGAGGGGGUGAAGAUGCCUGUGCAGGGGACCUGCACCAGGUGCGGCUACAUAUCCAGCCAGGCGCUCUGUAAGGCCUGCGUGCUGCUGGAUGGGCUGAACCGAGGCCUGCCCAAGCUGGGUAUCAGCAAACACCACCGUCUCCAUGACAAACUGGUGUCCCAGCAGCCUCUCACUGAGAACGAGGAGAGGAAGCUGAAACCUGUGGACUUCUGAAAGAUUUGAACAGUUUUCUGAAGCUGCACAUACACAAUUGGGUCAAAAAGUAUUUGGACAGUGACCCACCAUCAGACUGGAGUUGAAAUGACAGAAGUGACAGUAUAGACUUUCAUCCUUGAAGGGCAACUCUAAGGUUUUUCAGUCUGGGCUCUCUCUAGAUGUUUUUGGACCAAAUUUGGAGUUGGGAUAAAAACACUUUUUGAUACAUUUGUGUCUUCAGUCUCACCAGGAAGAGGUUUAAUGUGAAGGGGUUAUUUCACAGAGCGCUGUUCUGCCAGCCCACUCAUCAGCAUUCUCUACACAAUGAAAAUGGGCUACCAAGAUAAAAAAUGAAAAUAAAAAAAUAAAAUAAUGUUUUAUUACUCUGUUUCUGACAUACACCACACGGUGCAGUACCGACCAGAACCACUGGGUUGAAACGGGGCUGUCGGCAGACGCUGGAUCAUCGUCUAGGUGUGACAGCUGCAUUCAUUUAUCAAACAUAUGACAGCAUGCCCCAGAGUUUUU
Messenger RNA from Thalassophryne amazonica, 1661 nucleotides. RefSeq names its product cytosolic thiouridylase subunit 1 homolog (S. pombe) (gene ctu1). The record is from RefSeq and is a predicted model, not a curated record. The transcript has 3 exons. Bases 120 to 1151 code for a protein of 343 amino acids. Gene Ontology annotation, biological process: tRNA wobble position uridine thiolation. Gene Ontology annotation, cellular component: cytosolic tRNA wobble base thiouridylase complex; mitochondrion. Gene Ontology annotation, molecular function: tRNA binding. NCBI's taxonomy places the organism in Eukaryota, Metazoa, Chordata, Actinopteri, Batrachoidiformes, Batrachoididae.